GAUGUGACGCGGCUGUUUACGUCACCGAUGACGUCACGCGAGCACACCUGCACCUGCUUCCACUGAAUACCACCUUCCUUCAGACGCGGGGGCAGGAGCUCGCGCCCGGCUGAGAUGGCUGAGUCCCGCAGAGUUCAGUUGACCACGUUGUCCGGUGACCACGGACCUGCAUCCCCCGGGGAACCGGUCCCGGUCCCGGUUCCGGGUCCGGCCCCUCCCUCCGUCCCGGCCCCGCGCCGGGAGCCUCCGGCCCCGCGCCGGGAGCCUCCGGCCGGUGACCCGCCGGAGAAGGCCAAGGGUUCGGGCGGCACGGUCCGGCUGGAGCUCACGUUGUUCGAGGCCGACGAGAGGAGCUUUCCGGAGUUCAGCUACACGCAGCUCGUCGACAUCAAGACCAUGCACACUGAAGAAAAAGUCCAAUUGAGCCGAUUUGAAGAGCAAGAAAAGAGGGAGAAUGAAGAGAUCACUGCUACUUUAAGGAAGUUGGAAAGAAAAUAUGGCAAUGAACCAAAGAAGAAGAAGCAGGACCGCAUUCAGGACCUGAUCGAUAUCGGGUUUGGUUACGAUGAAGAGGAUUCCUUCAUCGACAACUCUGAGGCUUACGACGAAUUCGUGCCGGCCGCCAUCACAACCAAAUUCGGUGGAUUCUAUGUAAAUUCGGGCGUGCUUCACUUCCGUCAGGCUUCAGAGGCGGAGGACCUGGCAACAGAAGAGGAAACACUGGACUCUUCAGACCUUUCAACUCCUCGGAAACCCGAGGUCAACGGAGGCCCGGGAGAGCCGACGAUGAAGCGCUGCGGAGAAGAAAGAAACGUGGAUCCGACCUCCAGGACUUUGUCUGAAGCUGGACCGGUUGACGGCGUGAAGAGGAAAAAGAAGAAGAAGAAGAAGAAGGCGACGACGACGACGACGUCCGCCGGCCCGCUGAGCGUCACCAGCAUGUUGAAGAAGUUCCAGAGGGAGAAGGCCAAGGAGCGGCAGAAGACUGAGAGAGCCAGCCAGAAGAGCCCCGUCCCCGGCGAGCCGUGUCCGGCGGACGCGGGCGGCGGGUCGGGCCUGACCGACCCGCUCCUCAGUCUCAUCGGCUCGACCGACGACCACGCCUUCAUCCAAGCGGCCAACGCGGUGGACCUGGACAUCGACCUGGACUCUUUGUUAGAUGUCACCGAACAGACGACGACAACGACGACGUGGCCGACGCCCAAGGCCGAGGCGCCGCUCCUCCGGGCCGGGGCGGACGACGCGAGCCGGGCCUUCGCCGCCCCGCUGGUCCGGCCUCCGGACACCGAGACCAACUCGCUGCCGAAGCUUCACCCGGAGCCGGUCGGGCCCUCGCCGCAGGGGGUCCAGCUGCCCGAGGGCCUCCCCUCCCGCCUGGGAGACAGCAUUCGGAAACUCGUGGCUGUCGCCAAGACGUCGGAGGGAGAGUCGAAGCUGAAGUUCUUCACCCCGGAGAUCAACUCGGUGUUGCUGGACAUCGAGGUGCAGUGCCGCGAGCAGGGCGUCCAUCUCCGCUCCAAGGUCUACACGCACCUGUCGUCCUUCCUGCCCUGCAGCCGAGACACGCUCCUCAAGCGCGUGAAGAAGCUGUUCCUCGCUCAGCGGGAGGACCCCCCCGGCGUGGACGACCCGUUGCAGAAGCUGAGGGAGGCCGUCGGCAGGGCGAUGCCCGAGCAGAUCGAGAGGUUCAACCAAAGCUGCGUAGCGUACGAGCAGAUCAAGACGUUGAGGGCAACGGAGGAGAAGGUGAACUUUGGUCCAGAGGACCACGUGGAGGAGAAAGGCGGGCGAAGAGGAGGAGUUCCUAAGAAGUCCUUCCAGUGGAAUGAGGAGAUCAGGGGGAGCCUGUGUGAGGUGUUACGGGUGAGAAUGGAGCGAUGUAAAACUGAAGGGAAAGGGAGUCAGGAGAUGGAGCACCACCUGAAGACCAUGUUGGACAACGAGGUCAAACCGCUUUGGCCAAAGGGCUGGAUGCAGUCCAGGGUUCUGAUAAGGGAGAGCAGGAAAAUGUUGAGCCUCUUUACGUCAUUACUAGUGAAGCGUGUCCGGCCCGAGAAGAGGCCGCGGCCCAUCGGCGCCCAGUCGGACAGCUGCGGCGUUCCCCACGGCCCUCCGCCACUGAAGCGACUCCUCCGGGUGGAAGACGCGGACGACGACGACGUCGUCGUCCUGAGACCAGACGUCGACGCGCCCCCGCCGCUCGCCACCGAGGACAAAGGAGAGGCGGCACAGGGCGCCGUUUCCCCGCCGCCCGCAGAGGUCAUCGCUGCCGCGACGCCGUCCCUCCUGGACGUCCUCGCCGACCAGGCGCUGGCCAGGGAGCAGCACCCCCUGGUCUCCCAGGAGCUCCUGGCGGCGGCCGUCGCGAAAUACAAACACUCGGUUCAGCGCUGGGGCUUCGGGGGGGACGCCAAGAGCCCCCCGCUGUCCCCUCGCCCCCCUCAGUCCAGCCCGGUCGGCUUCCCGCUCGGCGGGACGUGCCGCGGGGUUCUGCCCCAGCUGGUGCACUUUGGGGACUUUGCCCGGCACAUGGACGCCAGCCACGUGCAGAUCAUCUCGGACGAUGACGACGUCACCAUCCAGUGAUUUUUACGGGUCGGUUUAAAUCACUCGAGCUUUGGGGCGAUUGAGUUGAUUCGGUGCGGAUCCAGCAGGUCUUACUUUGGUUAAAAGCUCAGGAAAAAGCUAGUCUUUUUGGUCAAUAUAAUAUUUUGUAAUUAAAGCAUGAAAUGGCUAAAAUUACCAUCAAUUAUUUUAUUUCUACAAUGACGCGAAGCAAAAGUCAAAACAAGUGUAGGAUCUGUUUUUUUACUUUGCCAAAGAUUGUUUUGGAGACUUGGAAUGUAGAAAAUAAUCAUUUAUCUAAUUUUUUUUGUUUCAUCAGCAACGGACUGGACACAUGUUGGGGUUCUAAUGAAAACUAAACCUGCAGUGGAAAUGAUUAACGAGCUUUAAUCAGUAAGUUUGGGUUCUCAUUUUGUUUGAAUCAGUGUCAUCUGAGGAAAGGUUUCUUACUUUGACCCAUUAGAGGAGAAGUUGCACUUUUACCAAUGAAACAAAGUGACGACUCACUCGUUAUCUUUCACAUGGUUUGAUCAGAAACAUCCCAGAGGACCACCUGUGACCCUACUACGUAUUGAAUGAUUUGAAUAAAUAAUUAUUAAAAGCUUACAUUUUCUGUAACUGUUUUUUAUU
This is a messenger RNA of Pungitius pungitius (ninespine stickleback), 3195 nucleotides long. RefSeq names its product ubinuclein-1-like. Lineage: Eukaryota; Metazoa; Chordata; Actinopteri; Perciformes; Gasterosteidae. The transcript has 13 exons. Gene Ontology annotation, cellular component: nucleus. Gene Ontology annotation, biological process: chromatin organization. Bases 115 to 2586 code for a protein of 823 amino acids. The record is from RefSeq and is a predicted model, not a curated record.